AUGGCUGGGUUCCAACCUUCCACAAUGCUUUCCCGAGGAAGCUCUGCUCCUCAGGAACUACCACUAGCAGAAAUCUUAGUGAGAGUUCAUCAUAGAAACUUGGUCUCUCUCAUUGGGUAUUGUGAUGAGGGUAAAAACAAAGCACUCAUCUAUGAGUACAUGGCUAAUGGCAACCUACACCAAUAUUUAUCAGUUACCAAUAUGAAUGUCCUGAACUGGAAUCAGAGAAUUCAAAUUGCGGUGGAUACAGCACAAGGGUUGGAGUAUCUACAUAAUGGUUGCAAGCCAACUAUCGUUCACAGAGAUUUAAAGACUACCAAUAUCUUAUUAAAUGAAAAUAUGGAAGGAAAGAUAGCUGAUUUUGGGUUGUCAAGGACUUUCGCAGCAGAAAGUGAUUCUCAUGUGUCAACUCGUCCUGCUGGAACACUUGGAUACCUUGAUCCUGAGUUUCAAGCAUCUGGAAACUUUAACAAGAAAAGUGAUGUUUAUAGCUAUGGUAUUGUCCUCUUUGAGCUAAUAACAGGCCGCCCAGCAAUAAUAAAAGGACCUGAAGAAAACACUCACAUACUUGACUGGGUUUAUCCUAUAAUUGAAAGUGGGGAUAUUCAAAACAUUAUUGAUGCAAGGUUACAUGGAGAAUUCCACAAAAAUUCUGCCUGGAAAGCUGUGGAGAUAGCCAUGUCCUGUGUACCACCCGUGGCAAUCCAAAGGCCGGACAUGAGUCAAGUAUUGGUAGAAAUAAAGGAAUGUUUGACUCUGGAGAUGGCUCAUGAAAGAGUCCAAAAUAAGACAACUUCAAACAGUCAACUCGUAGCGGCCUCUUUAGAGCUUGAAUCAGAUAUUGCUGCCCAUGCAAUGUGUUCUUGGCCAAAUAUCUAUUUUCGCUAUAAAGAUGCACCAAUUGCAAAGCCCUGUACAACUGAUGAGUUUGCGGGCUGGGCAUUCUAUACUGAGAUGGAUGCAAGCAAACAGAGGGCAAUGGAGAGGAAGUCGGUGGCUACCUGCAAGCAGCUGAUUGGGUCUUUACUGUCGGCCUCCAAGGCGUUGGUGCAUAUAAAGGCCUUGCAGGAUAGGUGUGUUGCCAACGAAGGGGGAUCGGUUUGUGACUUCAACUUGUCCGUUGGCCUGGGGGUGAGCAAGAGAGGAGUAGUGGUUCAUGAUUCCCAAUUGUUGGUAAAAGUCCCUGAACGCAUCGUUGUCGAAUUGCUUUCCAUUGUUAGAGACAAAGACCUGAGGGAUUCCAAAGCGGCAAAUAAUGCUUUUCCAUAUGAAGUUUCGGACAUUCCAAUCCCUAUUGGGUGA
Molecule: messenger RNA, 1302 nt
Organism: Quercus lobata
Lineage: Eukaryota; Viridiplantae; Streptophyta; Magnoliopsida; Fagales; Fagaceae
Product: receptor-like protein kinase At3g21340
Exons: 9
Coding region: 1-1302 (433 amino acids)
Biological process (GO): protein phosphorylation
Molecular function (GO): protein kinase activity; ATP binding
Source: RefSeq, a predicted model, not a curated record